Molecule: messenger RNA, 2126 nt
Organism: Fusarium graminearum PH-1
Lineage: Eukaryota; Fungi; Ascomycota; Sordariomycetes; Hypocreales; Nectriaceae
Exons: 4
Coding region: 114-1499 (461 amino acids)
Cellular component (GO): nucleus
Source: RefSeq, a predicted model, not a curated record
CCAACGCUCAUCUUGCUUCGCCAUUUUAACUUUACAUCCCGCAUCAUCAUUUUCUCCCCAACUCUUUCAGUGUAAAACUAACCCCUCGCACCGCUAGCAUUUUCGACGCAAUGAUGCCAACUUGGUCAGCGCAGCAAGCGCCGAGCGUGACCCAGCAAACCGUACCGGCAUCUUACGCCUAUCCGACGAAUCCUGCCUUCAUCCCCGUUGCCGUCCGUCAAGGGUUCAAUCAGUACGGAGUGCCGCCUCCUUAUGCCGGAUACGCACCUCCGCCACCCCCUGUGCAACCCCAAAUGUCUUCUGCUUCGCCCGUGAAUGGUGUAACUGCUACGCCAGAGCAGGCCAAGUCUAAAGUAGACUGGCCUGAAUCUGUCCGGAGCUAUGUUCAACGAUCUUUCCUCCCCCAAUACGACGAACCGACCGUGCCUCGUGCGGAAAUCGAGGCUAAGCUUAAGGACACCAUCGGUACUGCAAAGGCAAACGGCACGCUAUACACGCUCGACUGGGACAACAUGCCUCUUCCCCAGGCCUUGGUGAAAGCUGAACGUGACGCAAGUACCAAGCAAAGUUUCCAAGUGCCCCUCAACUCCAAGAAGAGGAAAUCUACCGAUUUUGCCUGUAAUGACAACUCCCAACCGCCGUGGCGUACUAACUCGCGAUCUUCGCUCGAAGACCGUAUUUCCUUUUCUUCCCCCGAAAAGCGUGCUUCUAUGGACGAGCCCCUACCUAAAUCAAGUAAGUUCCAAAAGGAAGCCAACAAACGCAAACGCCGCUUCGAAAACGAAUACAAAUCACUUCGAUCACCCAGUCCACCCCCGCCUUCAUCUGGACCAAUCGUCGGCACAUGUGAGGUGCUGGAGAAGAAGUACCUUCGUCUCACCGCGCCUCCAGUUCCAUCUAAAGUCCGACCUGAAAGUAUUUUGCGUCAGACACUAGAUCUUCUGAAGAAGAAGUGGAAGCGGGAGAGCAACUACUCGUACAUUUGUGACCAGUUCAAGUCCAUGAGACAAGAUUUGACUGUGCAACAUAUCAAGAACGACUUUACUGUUUCUGUUUAUGAAAUACAUGCGCGCAUUGCCUUAGAAAAGGGGGAUAUUGAUCUAACCACAGCAGAAAAGGAGGAGAAGGCGAUCAAGCAUGCACUGAAUGUGCGAUCAUCUUUGGCGCUGGGAAACUAUCACAGGUUCUUCCAGCUCUACUUGGAUACCCCUAACAUGGGCGCCUAUCUGAUGGAUAUGUUUGUCGUUCGGGAACGGCUUGCUGCAUUGUGCAAUAUUUGCAAAGCAUACAAGCCGGAUGUCAAGCUUCGCUUCAUUACUGAAGAACUCGGUUUCGAGUCUGAUGCUGAUGCGGCCCAGUUUGUCAUCGAUCAUCAAGGUCAACACUUGUUGGAAGACCGAACAGACUACAUUGCGUUCCUGACUGGUAAAGCCGGUCCUCUCUUCGAGGCUGCGCGUAGUACAGCAUUCCAAAAAGUUGAUAUCAAGGGCCAGAUCUAAGCCUUGCUCGCAUCUUGGGGUUUCUUUUUCUUUUUCUUUUCUUUCUCAUUGCGACUUCCUUCAACGUCUCAUCGAUUGAGAUUUUUCUGUCGUUAUGCUCAUCGACGAAACAUGAUGAUGCUUUCACUCUGGUGAUAUGUCAUUCAUGUAGACACGACCUCGGCGUUUUAUACCCUGUUUCUGCUUAGGUGGCACCGGUAUUUCGUGCCAUUAUACUCUGCACCAACCUGGGUACAGCAUGAUCAUAGGCCAUCUGUGCCGCUAUACCUCGGGAUUCACACAUUAACCAUAGCCUCGAUACCAGCACCCAGCCUAACAACUGAGGCGACACGUUUGAUGUACGGUGCAUUACAAAAUUGGAUGGAUGGGAUGAACUCUAGAUACAACAGAUUUGUUUGGGUUGCAGCCGGGUAGUAACAUUUGACUAGCUUGCUCUUUCUUGUCUUGUUGAGGCCAGUGGAUUGAAGGCUUUGCUGAGCUUUGGCAGCCGUUGUCCGUUGAGCCAGGUCUUUGUACACCCGCCUCAACAGGUACGAAAGUAGUUGUAAUGCUAGGGAGUUAUACGGAGUUUCUGGUCGGUAGUUUUUAAGUAACCAGCAAUUGAUAUUAUUUCCAAACGUCAACUGU